CUCGCACCUUCUAGAAUAAAUAAAUUAGUAUUUAGGGACAGUUCCGGGUGUUGUUGUCCAGUUGCAACAUUCCAGUGCACCAUGGAGUUUCCAGAUGUUGGGAAACAUUGUUCACAACCAAACUGCAAUAAAUUAGAUUUUCUUCCAAUCAAAUGUGAUGUUUGUUCGGAAAUAUUUUGUGACGAGCACUACUCUUACACCAAACACAACUGUGCUAACGCUUAUCAAAAAGACAACCAAGUGCCUGUGUGCCCCCUUUGCAAUAAACCCAUUCCUGUACCACAAGGGCAACAACCAGACUUUGUCGUUGGUGCCCACAUAGACGAUGACUGUCAGUCGGACCCAGCGAAGAACAAACGCAAAGUUUUCACAAACAAAUGUUCAAUGAAAGGGUGCAAAGUCAAAGAGGUGGUUCCGGUGAUUUGUGAUAAUUGCAAUAUGAACUUUUGCCUUAAACAUCGCCACACUAUUGAUCACCAAUGUCAAGGCAAGAAGUCUUCAACCAAUCAAAAAAUUCUAAAUGCCGCCUUAGCCAGACAGGAAAAAAUGAACGGGGCUGCUUACACCAAUGAAAUACAUGGAAAUAUGAGUGAAGAUGAGGCUUUGGCACGUGCUUUGGCGUUAUCAAUGCAAGAAACGUCAAAAAAACACGUGAGUCAGGAAGAUAUGGAUCUGGCGUUAGCCCGACAAUUGCAAGCUUCGGAAUAUCAAGGGACUAGGAACAGGACAAGUGCUAGGGAUAGAUGUACUGUAGCAUAAUUCAUAUUUACACCCUUCUAAUGUACCUUCUUCUAUUUUUUAUUUCAAUAAAUUGCAACAAGUUUA
Messenger RNA from Tribolium castaneum (red flour beetle), 825 nucleotides. RefSeq lists its product as uncharacterized. The coding region runs from base 82 to 759 and encodes 225 amino acids. The record is from RefSeq and is a predicted model, not a curated record. Gene Ontology annotation, cellular component: endoplasmic reticulum; cytoplasm. NCBI's taxonomy places the organism in Eukaryota, Metazoa, Arthropoda, Insecta, Coleoptera, Tenebrionidae. The transcript is spliced from 5 exons. Gene Ontology annotation, biological process: protein targeting to ER; proteasome-mediated ubiquitin-dependent protein catabolic process. Gene Ontology annotation, molecular function: zinc ion binding.